GAAGGGCACUCUAGGGAGACGGGGCUGGGGGGACCCCCUCUUCUCUGCCCGCUGCCCAUCCAGAGGGGCUGCUCCCCACACCCGGGCCGGCCCUGCGCCAGGCUCACAGAGGCGGGAAGUGUGCCCAGCAGCCUGUCUAUUCUCCUGGUACAAAGUCCGUGGGAAACAACCACGCCCCUGUGGAGGGUGUACAGGCAGUUUCCCUUUGCCCAGCUGGCCCACUGCCCACCAGGCAGAGAGGCCCGCCCCCUCCCACCUUCAUAAAAGCACCCCCAGGGCCCCGCCUGGGCCAGUGCCACGGCCACGGCAGCACCAUGGAGGACGGCUCCCGGCACCUGGUGGCUCUGAUCCUCCUCGGGGUGGCCAUGUGUGCGGCACAGCCCCGCGGCCGGAUCCUGGGCGGCCGAGAGGCCGCGGCCCACUCGCGGCCCUACAUGGCAUCCGUGCAGGUGAACGGCAAGCACGUGUGCGGAGGCUUCCUGAUGGCCGAGCAGUGGGUGAUGAGCGCAGCCCACUGCCUGGAGGACGUGGCCGACGGGAAGGUGCAGGUGCUCCUGGGCGCGCACUCCCUGUCGCAGCCAGAGCCCUCCAAGCGCCUGUACGACGUGCUCCGCGCAGUGCCCCACCCGGGCAGCCGGCCUGACACCAUCGACCACGACCUCCUCCUGCUGCAGCUCUCCGAGAAGGCCGUGCUAGGCCCCGACGUGCAGCUCCUGCCCUGGCAGCGCGAGGACCGCGACGUGGCGGCCGGCACUCUCUGCGACGUGGCCGGCUGGGGCGUGGUCAGCCACACCGGCCGGCGGCCCGACCGCCUGCAGCACCUACUCCUGCCGGUGCUCGACCGCGCCACCUGCAACCUGCGCACGUACCACGACGGCACCAUCACCGAGCGCAUGAUGUGCGCGGAGAGUAACCGCAAGGACACCUGCAAGGGCGACUCCGGAGGCCCGCUGGUGUGCGGCGGCCUGGCCGAGGGCGUGGUCACCUCGGGCUCGCGGGUCUGCGGCAACCGCAAGAAGCCCGGCGUCUACACGCGCCUGGCGAGCUACGCGGCCUGGAUCGACGGCGUGCUGGCGGAGGACCCGGCCGCCUGAGGAGGGCCGAGGGGCGGCGGCCGCGGGGGCCCGAGCAAUAAAGUCAGCCA
Molecule: messenger RNA, 1144 nt
Organism: Hippopotamus amphibius kiboko
Lineage: Eukaryota; Metazoa; Chordata; Mammalia; Artiodactyla; Hippopotamidae
Gene: CFD
Product: complement factor D
Exons: 5
Coding region: 315-1094 (259 amino acids)
Biological process (GO): proteolysis
Molecular function (GO): serine-type endopeptidase activity
Source: RefSeq, a predicted model, not a curated record